AUGGCGACGCAGCACACCUUCUUAGCUUCGCGCAAACACGCUCCACCACGGCCUAUUUUGACCUGCAAUUUGACUGCGUUCCGCACGGCGCCAGACAUCACCCGGCCCCGCUAUGAGUUCGUCUGGUGCAAUAAUUUAUUGACGCCCACAAUUUCGACUUACGAUUACGACACGACCAACGACCCCAACAACACCACAACAGAGUACGCACCACAGUCAGGCUUUCUUUCUUCCGCUUCCGCCACCAUGGCGCGCGCGGCCGUUCUACCUCCAUCUCCUGUCAAACGGGGAGCGCGUACAGCUCCUCGGACGACUUUGACGAAGACUACUGCUUCUACCGCAGCAAAGAAGAAGGCGCCGGCCCGAAUGCCCGUGAAGAGCGCUACCUUGUCGGAUACAGACGAUACCGAAGAUGAGCUUGGUAUGAUGAUGAAGGAACAACAAAAACCCGGUCGACCCCGUGGAAACUCCGCUGCACGGCCGGCUGCACGGCCAGCAACGAAAGCUACCGCCCGUGGCAAGAAAUCAACGCCACCAGCCCAAGAAGAAGCACUCGCCGGGCUCGACGAUGAAUCGGGAGCCGCGAAAGCAGAACCUCCGAAGAAGCGCGUCGGGAGGCCACGGAAAAAUCCCUUACCUGAGGAACCUGCUGUCGCUAAACUCGAAGCUGCACCCAAGCCUCGAGGACGACCGAAGGGCUCUCAAAAUACGUCGAAGCCGACAACUACGUGCAAGACUACCCGAAAAGCUACCGAAGCUGAGAACACAUCAGACGAGUUGGGGCCGACGAAGAUCAUUAUAAACCCGAACGCCAUACGAUCCAAUCUUCUCCGAGGCCCGGCGAAGAAGAAGACUGUGACGUUCCAAGAUCCGACCGACUCGGGAGUGGACGAGGAGGUAAAGCCCGCUGCUUCAACCGCUGGACGGAAAAAGGCAGCUACAAAAGAUGCUGGAAAAACCGGACUUGGCUCUACUCCUGUGCGUAAGAACUCGGCUGUGACUGGCCGGGGACGCAAGCCUGCAGCAGCGAAGAAAGAUGACUCUCAGCCUCUUUCUCCCAAGAAAGCGAAGCAAGUUGCGAAGUCUCUAUCCGCUUAUGCUAGUUCUGAUGGCGAGGAGGAUGAGUUGAGUGCCGCGAAGGAUGACUCCAGGAGUCCAAUUAGACUGCUAGUCCAUUCGCCUGCCAAAGAUAUCACCGAACGCGUGGGGAUGGCAUCUCCCGUUCGCAAGAUUAACUUCACACCCAAGAAAACUCCCACCAUUAUCGAUGAGAAUGGUGAUCUUAAAUUCCCGACGCCCAAACACGGAUCUUCAACCACAGGUCUCAGCUCCCCAGUGAGGAGAAUCAACUUCACGCCAAACCACAGUCGAAACGCCGUCGCCGACAAUGGCCACCUGGCUCUUCCGCCUGGAAAAUCAAUUGAUUUCAGUGAUUCUGUCUUCAUGUCUAGCCCAGCCAGGCGACCUGAGGCUUCCCCAUCUCCUUUCAAAUUCAGUCUCCGGGAUACCCCCAAUGGUGGAUUUUCCCACUCAGUCCCGGCGCCAAAUUUUACCCCGGGCCGUGAAUCGCCACUCAAGAUGUCUCCUAGAAAGGGCCACUUGGCUGCAUCUUUCUCGGGCACACCGUCUAAAGCCGCAACGCCUUUGUUCCAGGCUCAGUCUUCCCUGAUCCAAAGUCCAGCGAAGAGGAUAGCUUCUCCUUUCAAGACUUCUCUAUUUUCUUCCAAAGCCACGAUUCGUGAGGAGAAUGCCGAUACUUUCGCUGGGUCUGCCAUGAAGGCCAGGAAAUUUGCUUCUCCUUCCAAGGAUUUCCAACCUUUCGGUGGUGAUGAAGAUCUUGACAUGGUAGAAGAAGUGGCUCGUGAUAUUUUUGGAAUCGAGUUGCAAUCUGACAGGAAGUCUUCAUCCGCUUCACCGUUCUUGAAUGAGUCACCAAAAACCGAACCAGUGGAGGAUGUUGCAGCCACACCUGCCAAAGCUGCUGAAGAUGAAGCCAUGAGCGAAUAUAGUGAUGAGAAUGUUGAACCAGUCCCGGAGCAUCGAUCAACUCAUAAUGAAGCCGCAGAGUAUGACGUUAUGAGUGGAUCUGAGGAUGCGGAUAUCGAUGAGAAGUUGGAAGAGCUGCAAGAAGAGAUUCGCCGCGAACCUGAAGACAUGGGUACAUUCUGCUUCAAUACCAUGGAAGAACUUCAGGAGCCUUUCCAGAAUCUUGAACAACCGAGAAUCUUUGAUUUCGCCGUGGAUUCUGAUGAGGUUGAUCCGAAUGAGGAGUCGGCGGUUCAAGAUCAAGGCGAACGUGAACCCAUCUUUGGAAAUGCCAACCUGUCCUUCUCCGCUUUCCGAACCCACACUCGGACUGGACGCUCUCGAGGAACUGCAAAUGUCCCGAUCGGAUCACGAGGACUGGCCUCAACAGGGGAAAAUGAGCAGCAUGAAGAUUACAUUGCAUCCAUCCGCUACCCAGAUGAAGAGCAGGAAAUGGAGAGCGAACAAGAGGACAUUCCGGAUAACGACUUUACUUUUGCGCAAUCCGAAAUCGCAUUCUCAGUGACUCCUCAACCUCGCUCGCCAUUUCAACAAGACUCGACAUAUCAGCAGAUGUACGAGGAUGAACAAAUCACCAGUCCAUUCCAGAUUAUGCAGUCUGUUCCUCCCCUAGCACCUACUCCCCUUGCCGGCGAGAUGACACCUGUAUCCAUACGGCAGGAGGAAGCUCAGGCCAGUGUCAAGUCUAUUGAUCGACUUUUCGACAUCAACUAUUCACCACGCCCACUUGCUCAAGAGAGUCCUUUCGACACAACACAGACUGAAAUACUCUCUCCUGUUGCGCCAAGCGUCUCCAACACCCCUCGUGUUCAAAACAACCGGAAGUCUGUUGCAGGAGUCGACUUGGGAUUCACCCCUCUAGCAGAACGAUUUGACAACUGGGAUACUAAUAUUGCAAUUCAAGAGAGGACACCCCGGCCACGGCGCCGUGGUGUGUUUUCUCUUGUGGGCCCCCUCGACAAGGCCACUGAAAUCAAUCCUCCGGCCCAGGAAGAUGAUGUAUCAUACCCUGACCUCUCGCGCACUCCUCUUACCAACACUCCAAGUUUGUUCACUGAUUUACCUCUUCGCCUUUCUGUCUCUCCCACGAGAUCUCCUGCACGUUCUUCCCUGGCUGAACACGAUCCUGAGAUGAUAGAAUCACCGGGCAAGAGCGACAUCUACGAGGACGAGGAGUCUGUUGUUUUGGAGAAUGAAGAAAUAAAACAAGUCGAGCAACAAGAGGAGACUGCUGCCCAUGAAUCUUCCGACAAUGAAGCUAUGGACUCUUCUGAUGAGGACAAGGAGAACUUGGACACCGCUCCCCCUGCGCCAGCCACCCCAGUAAGACCUGUGCCAGGACAAAGCCGAAUGGUUCAUACUGUCUCGAAGGUGCCGCUUAAAGCCGAGGGCGACCUUCCCCGAAAACGCGGUCACUCCCUUGCGAGCGCAUCUCCCACUCGCUCUUCUCCUCGCAUUUCUAAGCCCAUCUUCCCCCAGCUGACUUGCAGUAUGCCCUCGUUCUCUCCACACAACGCACCGCGGAUGUGUCGAAGCCCAAGUCCCAAGCGUCGCUGCAGUGCUCCUAGACGUUCUAGUGGGAAGGUGACAGACGUGACGCCAACAAAGGCUCCAUCCGUCGCUGCGAGUCCAGCGAAGACUCCGCGCCCCAACUUCAACCCCAGUAGUCAGGCUCUACGCGGUGCUGUUGUACAUGUGGAUGUUCAUACCACUGAGGGUGAAGAUGCUUCCGGCAUCUUCCUCGAACUUUUGCAACAAAUGGGCGCUCGAUGCGUAAAGUCGUGGUCUUGGAAUCCCCGAGCCAGUCUUUCCCCAGCUGAUGAUGCAGACUCCAAGGAGGCUAACUCCAAAGUGGGCAUCACCCAUGUGGUAUACAAGGAUGGUGGAUUGCGCACCCUGGAGAAGGUGAAGCAUGCGGCUGGCCUGGUCAAGUGUGUUGGCGUCAACUGGGUUUUGGAUUGUGAACGAGAGAACAAGUGGCUCGAAGAGACCCCAUACACUGUUGACUGUUCGAUCGUCCCUCGCGGCGGAGCCAAGCGCCGCAAGAGCAUGGAGCCACGUGCGCUGAGCAAUGUUAAUGGUACUCUUGUGCACACUGCGGAGCCAUCCACUCCCUCUGCCAGUGGUCGUCGCCACGGUGCCAACCUUGGAGCAAUCGAGACUUUCCGCAAGAUCACCCCGCCAACGCCUGUUCAAGUGCCAUCGACCCCUGAGCAAUCCAAUGAUCGCUACGCCAUCCCUCAGACCCCUGGCUACAACUUCGCCAACCUUGAUGCCAUUGGCAUGUCUCCUGCUACCCCCUACUUCUUGUCUAAUCGCAAUAAGCUCGUCCAGCAGUCUUGUCCACCUAAGCAGAGCCAACGGGGUCUCUUCUCGGCGGGCAAACCUAGCACACGUCGUGGUCUAUUUGACGUCGACGACGAUGAGAGACGCAAACAGCGUACUAGGAUGGAAGCUGCAAGGCGCAAGACCAACCUCUUCAAACCCUCCGCUGAAAGUCCACUCAAGCGGUAA
Penicillium maclennaniae is the source of this 4560-nucleotide messenger RNA. RefSeq lists its product as uncharacterized. Bases 1 to 4560 code for a protein of 1519 amino acids. The transcript has 3 exons. Gene Ontology annotation, biological process: mitotic cell cycle. Gene Ontology annotation, molecular function: DNA binding. The record is from RefSeq and is a predicted model, not a curated record. Lineage: Eukaryota; Fungi; Ascomycota; Eurotiomycetes; Eurotiales; Aspergillaceae.